AUGAGUUGCCCAAUGUGUGAUGUUGGGUUAUGCAAAGAAUGCUGUAUACACUGUACCAUUUUGGCUGGAUGUCCUCCGACCGACAUUUUAGCUGAAAAAGAAUAUACUAGCAUUCAAUUAAAAGCUGGUAAUACAACUGUCGAUUGUUUCAGUGAGAUCUUCUUAGCUAGAGAUUUUUACUUUCAGAAAGGUUUAGACAUUCAUCCAGCUUUGUUGAAACGGCAUAAAGGCCUCCCGAAUAUGACAGGCUACACGGUUUUUACAGAUGGAUCUAAAUUAAAUGGUUAUGUGGGGGCAGCCUUUUGUGUGUUCUCAGAUGAGAAACUAAGCUUACAGAGGAAAUAUAGACUUUCUGACAAUGCUUCUGACUAUCAGGCAGAGUUAGUGACCCUGCGAGAGGCCUUAUAUUGGCUUAUUUCUAAUUCUGCGCUAGAUCCUGUAGAAAUCUAUAAAAAAAAAAACAAACACCCAACCCCAACCCCCAACCCAACCCAACCCAACCCAACCCAACCCAACCAACCCAACCCAACCCAACCCAACCCAACCCACCCAACCCAACCCAACCCCAACCCACCCAACCCAACCCAACCCAACCCAACCCCCCCCAACCCAACCCAAACCACCAACCCAACUCAACCCAACUCAACCCAACUCAACCCAACCCAACCCAACUCAACCCAAAACCCAAACCCAACCCAACCCAACCCAACCCAACCCAACCCAACCCAACCCAACCAACCCAACCAACCCAACCCAACCCAACCCAACCAACCCAACCCAACCCAACCCAACCCAACCCAACCCACCCAACCCAACCCAACAACCAACCCAACCCAACCCAACCCAACCCAACCCAACCCAACCCAACCCAACCCAACCCAACCCAACCCAACCCAACCCAACCCAACCCAACCCAAACCCAACCCAACCCCCAACCCAACCCAACCCAACCCAACCCAACCCAACCCAACCCAAACCCAACCCAACCAACCCAAACCCAACCCAACCCAACCCACCCAACCCAACCCAACCCAACCCAACCCAACCCAACCCACCCACCCAACCCAACCCAACCCAACCCACCCCACCCAACCCCAACCCAACCCAACCCAACCCAACCCAACCCACCCAAACCCAACCCAACCCACCCAACCCAACCCAACCAACCCAACAACCCAACCCAACCCCAACCCAACCCAACCCAACCCAACCCACCCAACCCAACGCCCACCAGCGGCCGAGAG
Messenger RNA from Stegodyphus dumicola, 1244 nucleotides. RefSeq names its product sporozoite surface protein 2-like. The record is from RefSeq and is a predicted model, not a curated record. NCBI's taxonomy places the organism in Eukaryota, Metazoa, Arthropoda, Arachnida, Araneae, Eresidae.